AUGGAUUUUGAAAUGUCGUCUGAGCAGGAACCUAUUGAAUCUGUUAAUAAUAAUAUAAUACCAAAAAAUAACUCUGGAUCACCUGUGGUGACUACAACAAAAACUGUUUUUAUAGAAGAAAACGAACAAAUGGAAACAAUCGAAGAUUCAAAAAUGAAGACUACUAUUACUACCACUACUGAUGCUGGAGUUGAAAUAAUAACUGAUACGGCUAAUAUACUCACCACCACAGAACAAACCAUUAUGUUUGAUGAGGAAGAAAAAACAAGACUUGAGGAAGAAGCUCGUAAAUUUUUAUCUUUACAAGCACAAGAGAUUGUCAUACCAUCAUAUUCUGCCUGGUUUGAUAUGGCCAAAAUUCAUAAUAUUGAGAAAAAAACCUUACCAGAAUUUUUCAAUAAUAGGAAUAAAUCUAAAAAUCCAAGUAUAUACAAAGAAUAUAGAGAUUUUAUAAUUAAUACUUAUCGACUCAAUCCUCCAGAAUAUUUAACAGUCACUGCUUGUCGUAGGAAUUUAAUUGGUGAUGUAGAUCCUGAUACACGUCCAUCAUGUGUUGGGCCUGCUUUUACAGGACAUUUUAUUAUUACUGCAGAUACACCAAGAGGUCUUCAUCCUUUUCAACCAACUGUUGAUUGUACUCGAUCUCGUUAUCACAGUCUGACAAGUCAAAAAUUAGAUCUAUGUCCUAAUUGUUAUCUAGCUGGACAUUAUCCUACUCCAAUGCAUAGUGGCGAUUUCUUAAAAAUGGAUGAGACACCAUUUAAACAUGCUCAAGAUGAAGAAUGGACAGAGCAAGAGACUUUAGCACUUUUAGAAGGAAUCGAAUUGUAUGAGGAUGAUUGGCUCAAGAUUGCUGAACAUGUGGGUACACGUACUAGAGAUCAAUGUAUUUUACACUUUUUAGAAAUUCCUGCUGAGGAUCCAUUCAAUGGAGCCGUAAUGAAAAAUCUGGGGCCGCUCCAGUAUCAAAGAAUACCUUUUAGUCAAGCAGAUAAUCCGGUAUUGUCAGUUGUUGCAUACUUGGCAUCUAUUGUCGACCCUAAUAUCGCAUCAACAGCAGCUAAAUCAGCAAUCAAAGAAUUAUCAUCUGUUAAAAGCUCAUCAUGUAAUCUAAAAGAGUCUAAUAAUGACACUAUAGUUACUCAAUCAAGAUUGUUGGAUAGAACAGGAGCAACAGCAAUUGGAACGGCAGCAGCAAAGGCCAAUGUUUUGACAGAUUAUGAGGAUCAAGAAAUACAAAAACUUGUUAAUGAAGUUAUCGAGAAUCAAUUAAAAAAACUUGAACUUAAACUUCAACAGUUUGAAGAAUUAGAAAGUGUUAUCGAGAAUGAAAAAAAGGAAUUAGAAAAACAACGUCAACUGUUUUAUCUUGAACGUUUACAUCUUAAAAAGAAUAAUUUGAUUCUACAAAAACAAAUAAAAAAUGGAACUAUUAGUAGACCAUUAAUCAAAGAGGAAAGUAAAAUCCUGGAACUUUAG
Messenger RNA from Entrophospora candida, 1479 nucleotides. Lineage: Eukaryota; Fungi; Glomeromycota; Glomeromycetes; Entrophosporales; Entrophosporaceae. The record is from the annotation of a GenBank genome assembly.